CUCCUCCACGUGGGGACGCGGGAUGGCGGCGGCGGUGGCGGACGAGGCGGCGGCGCGCGACGUGCAGCGGCUGCUGGUGCAGUUCCAGGAUGAGGGCGGGCAGCUGCUGGGAUCCCCGUUCGACGUGCCGGUGGACAUCACCCCGGACAAGCUGCAGCUCAUAUGCAACGCGCUGCUGGCCCAGGAGGAUCCCCUGCCACUGGCUUUCUACGUCCACGAUGCCGAGAUUGUCUCCUCGUUGGGGAGGACGCUGGAGUUGCAGGCGGUGGAGACAGAAAAGGUUCUGGACAUCAUUUACCAGCCACAGGCUAUCUUCAAGGUCCGCGCGGUGACCCGCUGCACCAGCUCCUUGGAAGGUCACAGCGAGGCGGUCAUCUCUGUGGCCUUCAGCCCCACGGGAAAGUACCUGGCCAGCGGCUCUGGAGACACCACGGUGCGCUUCUGGGACCUCAGCACGGAGACGCCGCAUUUCACGUGCCAGGGACACAGACACUGGGUCCUCAGCAUAGCCUGGUCUCCGGACGGCAAGAAGCUGGCUUCGGGCUGCAAGAACGGCCAGGUUCUCCUGUGGGACCCGAGCACAGGGAAGCAGGUGGGCAGGACCCUCACGGGCCACAGCAAGUGGGUCACGGGCCUGAGCUGGGAGCCGCUCCACACGAACCCCGAGUGCCGCUACGUGGCCAGCAGCUCCAAGGACGGCAGCGUGCGGGUCUGGGAUACAACCUUGGGCCGCUGUGAGCGCAUCCUCACGGGGCACACCCAGUCGGUCACCUGUCUCCGGUGGGGAGGAGACGGGCUGCUCUACUCCGCCUCGCAGGACCGUACCCUCAAAGUCUGGAGGGCUCGCGACGGCGUGCUGUGCCGGACGCUGCAGGGCCACGGCCACUGGGUGAACACCAUGGCCCUCAGCACGGACUACGCCCUGCGCACAGGGGCCUUUGAGCCAGCCGAGGCCUCGGUGAACCCCCAGGACGUCCAGGGGUCCUUGCAGGAGUUGAAGGAGAGGGCCCUGAGCCGGUACAACCUGGUGCGGGGCCAGGGCCCAGAGAGGCUGGUGUCUGGCUCGGACGACUUCACCUUAUUCCUGUGGUCCCCAGCAGAGGACAAGAAGCCCCUCGCUCGGAUGACGGGACACCAGGCCCUCAUCAACCAGGUGCUCUUCUCCCCGGACUCGCGCGUGGUCGCCAGCGCCUCCUUCGACAAGUCCAUCAAGCUGUGGGAUGGCCGGACGGGCAAGUACCUGGCUUCCCUGCGCGGCCACGUGGCUGCCGUGUACCAGAUUGCGUGGUCGGCCGACAGCCGGCUGCUGGUCAGCGGCAGCAGCGACAGCACCCUGAAGGUGUGGGACGUGAAGGCCCAGAAGCUGGCCGCCGACUUGCCCGGCCACGCGGAUGAGGUGUACGCUGUCGACUGGAGCCCAGAUGGCCAGCGCGUGGCAAGCGGGGGGAAGGACAAGUGCCUCCGGAUAUGGAGGAGAUGAGACACCCCACAGCGCUCCGACCCCCAGCUGGACCCGGCCUGUGGCAGCUGCCUGCCCAGCAGCCCAGCGGCCAGGUGGUGACCCGGAGAACGGGUGGCCUGCUGGCUGUGCUCGGACCCCAGCGGGGCUCCUCCCCAGCACUGGAGUUCGAGGGUCACAGGAGGUUCCCGCGGAGCUCAGCCCUCGGCCCUCCCUCUGGGCCUUCCUGGUGCCACCAGGGUCGGUGGGAGGCCAGGCAGUGACUGGGCCGCUGCCGCCGCCCCUGCCUCCUGUCCCUGAUGUCAGCCCCAUGUAGGGGCAGACCCCAGAUUCUGUGACCAAAUAAAUAACUUAUAUUUUGUGUGUCUGGGUGAU
Messenger RNA from Phyllostomus discolor (pale spear-nosed bat), 1834 nucleotides. It is a transcript of the gene NLE1, whose product is annotated as notchless homolog 1. NCBI's taxonomy places the organism in Eukaryota, Metazoa, Chordata, Mammalia, Chiroptera, Phyllostomidae. Gene Ontology annotation, molecular function: protein binding. Gene Ontology annotation, cellular component: nucleolus. The transcript is spliced from 13 exons. Gene Ontology annotation, biological process: ribosomal large subunit assembly; Notch signaling pathway. The record is from RefSeq and is a predicted model, not a curated record. Bases 23 to 1480 code for a protein of 485 amino acids.